Poeciliopsis prolifica (blackstripe livebearer) is the source of this 2326-nucleotide messenger RNA. RefSeq names its product ankyrin repeat and SOCS box containing 13b (gene asb13b). The record is from RefSeq and is a predicted model, not a curated record. Gene Ontology annotation, biological process: protein ubiquitination; positive regulation of protein catabolic process. Lineage: Eukaryota; Metazoa; Chordata; Actinopteri; Cyprinodontiformes; Poeciliidae. Gene Ontology annotation, molecular function: protein binding. The transcript has 11 exons. Bases 612 to 1481 code for a protein of 289 amino acids.
CCCAUCAGUCUGAAGGCCUGGCUGAGAUCGUCCAGAACCGGAUCCGUUCUUCCGUCUACAGACACGGGAUCAAAACAAGAAGGCGUUCUUUCAAGUGUCUGACUCAGCUGUGGAGGGAUUUUGUCAUUACCGAGUGCCAAGUCAGCAAAUGUAAAACAAGCUGGAGUUUGAAAAUGCAACCACCCUGUGAAGACAAAACAGAAGAGAAAAAGAGAAAAUGCAUGAAGGGACGACUGCACUGCGGGACAGACAACAGUGUCUUCCCACUGGGAAGACGGAUGAAGACUUGCUUUUCAAAAAUGACUUUUAACGGCUUGAAUUGCCGAAGAACACAAUGAAACCGUAACGAUAUCAACACUGAUGUGACAGAGCUAACUUUAGCUUUUGGGAUCAAAAAGAACCAAAGAAAAGAGGAUAAGAAAGAUGGACCAGUUUUGUGAUCAAUUAAGAACCUGCAGCACCAGCUGCUCUCUCUGAACCGGACUCUGCUACUCGACUGCCAGCUGUCACAUUAUAUUGUCACGCGUUGCUUGCGUGCAUCCUUCAUUCUCCCCUUCAAGAUGAAGCACACAUUCGGCUGAAGCGACGAAGGAGCAGAACGGGAACAUGAGAUGGAGAUAACCCGGGCCAGACCGUCGCUGUAUGGAGAAAUCGCUCAUGGCCUCGGAUUCUGGACGGACCGGUCAGCGGUGCACGAGGCCGCCGCGCAGGGCCGAGCCCUCCAGCUGCAGCAGCUAAUUGAGGCGGGCGCUGCCGUAAACAUCGUUGCCGUGGACUCCAUCACGCCGCUGCACGAGGCCUGCAUACAGGGUCAAACCCAGUGCGUCAGGCUGCUGCUGGCCGCUGGGGCACAGGUGGAUGCUCGGAACAUCGACGGAAGCACCCCGCUGUGCGACGCCUGCGCAGCCGGGAGCUUGGACUGUGUCAAGCUGCUGUUGGAGUAUGGAGCAACCGUCAAUCCUCCGCUCUUCACCUUUUCCCCUCUUCACGAGGCGUGCAUGGGAGGUAACUCGGACUGCGUUCAGCUGAUGAUCGAUCGAGGCGCCUUCAUGGAGGCUCACGACUGUCACUAUGGAACGCCGCUUCAUGUAGCGUGUGCCAGGCAACACUUCGACUGCGCCAAAGUGCUGCUCCUCGCAGGAGCAAACGUGAACGCUUCCAAGCUCCACGAGACGGCCCUUCACCAUGCCGCCAAGACCAAGAACACCGACCUGAUAGAGCUGCUUGUGGAGUUCGGGGGGAGCGUUUUCGUUCGAGACAACCUGAACAAGAAGCCAAUCCACUACACCAGCGUGGGCUCUCCCUCCUACCUCUGCCUCGAGUUCUACGAAAAUACUCCCCUGAGCCUGCAGCAGCUCAGCAGAGUGGCUUUGAGGAGGAUUCUCGGCACGAGAGCGCGCAAAGUCAUUUCGGAGCUGCUCUUGCCCAAGAGCAUCAUAAGGUUCCUCUCCUACAUGAAGCCUCUUGCCAUUGAAAUAUGACCCCAUUUGACUGACUUGAGCGUAAAUCUGUGGCGGAUGUAAUGUGGCAGGCUGUUGAGAGAGCAAAAGAAAAUAAUAAAGAAAAAAUCUGGACUAUAAAAUUAGCCAGAUGUUUUAAAAACAGGCAGGCUGAUUGAAUCUAGAGCCCAAACACUCAAUUGCUUUGUCUAAUAAAAAGUACAUCUCCUUAUCAAAGCAGUAUGAAACAAAGCUUUCCGUUGUGUUGGCCAGCUCAGACCUUUUUCUUUAGCAAUGUGUAUGAAAUUACAGAAGAAGUCUGUGCACUAGUAACUACAGGCCACCUUCCUUCCAACGUUACAGCUGUUGCUGUCACCUGGAAUCUGGUUUUUCAUGUUUCCUGGAACUGAAACGAUUAGUUUGAGUCACGGCAGCACGGACUUUGGAGCACCAGCAGCGCUCAUGUAGGUGGGGUGAAAUCUGUGUCCACUUCUCUGGUGAAUCAGAAAUAUAUUAGCUUGGGGAUCAUAGCGUACUGUGCUGAUUUCUAGGAAACUCUCUAUAGAGAGUCUUAUGUAGAGGCAAACAUUGUGUGUUUUCCACUUUGUUCACUUUAUUCAACAUAUAUUCCAGUCCACAAACAACAAAAAGACGAGGUUUUAAUACGGUGGAAUACAUGCGUAGCUUCUUUUUUUUUUUUUUUUUCCAGAAGUUUUUGAAAGUUCCAGAAGUUUUGUUGCAUCAUUAGCACUGUAUAAUUGUAUGUACUUGUACAUAUUCUGUAACUAUAUUUAUUUUUUAUGUAAAUAUGUAAAUAUUACAGAUGGUUAUACCUCUAUGAAGUUCAUGGAAAUAAAAAGAAAACAAAAUUGGUAUAUUAAGAAUUG